Messenger RNA from Fusarium oxysporum Fo47, 843 nucleotides. RefSeq lists its product as uncharacterized. The record is from RefSeq and is a predicted model, not a curated record. Bases 1 to 843 code for a protein of 280 amino acids. Lineage: Eukaryota; Fungi; Ascomycota; Sordariomycetes; Hypocreales; Nectriaceae. The transcript has a single exon.
AUGUCACAUUUAAAUGCAUGUGCGCAGCUGGUAAAAAUGCGGGAGGCGAAGGGGUUCCGGACGGACCGCACGCAUGACUUGGCGCAUUCUGUUGUCAUUCAAAUACAGCCGUGGCUCAUGCAGGGGCUUCCUGUCGAUGGCGGCACUCUUGGGGAUGAGGCUAUUCACAAGUGGCUAUGGAUGCUGACUUCCCAGACACCAGCAGCCAAGAUGGCAGCUUUGAGUCUUGAAGUCGGAAAACUACGGAAUCGCGCUACUCGACUUCUUACACAUGGCACGCAUGGCAUGUCGAGCCUAAUCCAUUCUUUAAACCACCUAAUUGAGGAUAUCGUUAGCCUAGAGGCGAGGAUUGCGGAUUGGCAAUCGUGUUGCGAGCCAAGGUGGGUUCAAAAGAAGAUGACGUUGCGUACACCAAACGGUGAAGAGAUGCAGGCAAGCUACUACUCCGAUAUUCAAGUCUCCAAGGUUUGGAACUACUGGCGAGUUUCACGCAUUACACUACACAACAUCAUGAUCAGCCUUGUUGACUACGGACAAUCACAUCAGAUGUCCACGCCGUGUCGAAACUUGGACAUUUUGAAAGCCAACUCGGCGCAGAUCAUCAACAGCAUGAUUUCGGAGAUAGUAGCGAGCGUUCCAUUUCACCUUCAGCAAAUUGAUACAAGAGGCCGACCAAGCACGCAGCAAAGUCAACGCGUUCUUGGAGGAUGUGCUCUCAUCUGGCCAUUACAAAUGCUGCUCAAGUGCAAAUGGAGCUUGACGUGUCACAAGACUGUGGCAGUGGAGACGUUACAUGUCAUUGGUAACGUCUUUGGAGUCAGUCAAGCGCGAUUGUUUUUAUAG